This is a messenger RNA of Fukomys damarensis (Damara mole-rat), 5276 nucleotides long. RefSeq names its product ret proto-oncogene (gene Ret). The transcript is spliced from 20 exons. Bases 26 to 3373 code for a protein of 1115 amino acids. Gene Ontology annotation, biological process: cell surface receptor protein tyrosine kinase signaling pathway; multicellular organism development; protein phosphorylation. The record is from RefSeq and is a predicted model, not a curated record. Gene Ontology annotation, cellular component: membrane; axon; signaling receptor complex. Gene Ontology annotation, molecular function: ATP binding; transmembrane receptor protein tyrosine kinase activity; calcium ion binding. NCBI's taxonomy places the organism in Eukaryota, Metazoa, Chordata, Mammalia, Rodentia, Bathyergidae.
GCUCCCGACCCUCGUCCCCGAGGCGAUGGCAAAGGCGAUGUCCAGCGCCGUGGGGCUGCGGCUCUUUUUGCUGCUGCUGCCACUGCUCGGCGAAGCCCCUCUGGGCCUCUACUUCCCGAGGGACGCCUACUGGGAGCGGCUGUACUUGGACCAGCCAGCGGGCACACCACUACUCUAUGUACACGCCCUACAAGAUGCACCCGGGGAGGUGCCCAGCUUCCACCUGGGCCAGCACCUCUACGGUGUCUACCACAAGCCACUGCACAAGAAUGACUGGAUCCACGUGGAGGACACUGGUCUUCUCUACCUCAACCGAAGCCUGGACCGCAACUCCUGGGAGCAACUCAGCCUGCGGAAUGGCGGUUUCCCCCUGCUGACCAUUUUCCUCCAUGUCUUCCUGUCAUCCCCACCCCUGCGAGAGGGCGAGUGCCACUGGCCAGGGUGCACCCGAGUGUACUUCUCCUUCAUCAAUGCCUCCUUCCCUGCCUGCAGCUCCCUUUCACUCCGGGAGAUCUGCUUCCCAGAGAAUGGGCUGUCCUUCCGCAUCCGCGAGAACAGGCCACCUGGCACCUUCCACCAGUUCCGUCUGCUGCCCGUGCACUUCCUGUGCCCCAACAUCAGUGUGGCCUACAGGCUCCUGCAGGGUGAUGGUGAUAGUGGCCCCUUUCGAUGUGCCCCGGACAGCCUGGAGGUGAGCAUGCGCCACGUGCUAGACCGGGAGCGCCGGGAGCGCUUCGACCUGGUGGCCACUUGCGCCGUGCGCUCGGGCGCACUUGAGGACGAGGUGCAGGAACCCUUCCCAGUCACCGUGUACGACGAGGAUGACUCGGCACCCAGGGUGUCGGGGUCGGGCGACACGGCCAACGCUGAGGUGGCCUUCCGGCGGAAGGAGGGCACGGUGGUGGCCACUCUGCGUGUGUUCGACGCGGAUGUGGUGCCGGCCUCGGCGGAGCUGGCGCGGCGCUACACUGGCACACUGCUGCCCCGGGAUCCCUGGGCCCAGCAGCGCUUCCGUCUGGAGCAUUUUCCCAACGAGACCCGCGUGGCGGCGGAGGGUGGCGGCACUGUGCGAGCCACAGUGCAUGACUUCAAGCUGGUUCUCAACCAAAGCCUGCCCAUCUCCGAGAGCCGAGCCCUGCAGCUGGAUGUGCUGGUCAACGACUCUACCUUCCAGGGCCCAGGCUUAGGCGUCCUUCUCCUCCACUUCAAUGUGUCGGUGCUGCCCAUCCGCCUACACCUGCCCAGCACCUAUUCCUUCUCUGUGAGCAGGCAGGCCCACCGUUAUGCCCAGGUCGGCAGGGUCUGUGUGGAGCACUGCUGGGAGCUCAGUGGUGUCCAUGUCCAGUAUAAGCUGCAACCAUCCGGCAUCAACUGCAGUGCCCUGGGGGUGCUGAGCUCAGCCAAGGACACUUCAGGGACCCUGUUUGUGAACAACACGGAGGCUCUGCAGCAGCCUGAGUGUGAAGAGCUUCAGUACACAGUGGUAGCCACCGACCAGGAGACCCACACUCAGGCCCAGGCUGCACUGAUGGUCACUGUGGAGGGGACAUACAUGGCUGAAGCAGCAGGCUGCCCUCUAUCCUGUGCAGUCAGCAAGAGGCGCCCUGAAUGUGAGGAGUGCGGUGGCCUGGGUGCCCUGACCGGCCGGUGCGAAUGGCGGCAGGGUGAUGGCAAAGGGAUCUCCAGGAACUUCUCCACCUGCUCCCCCAGCACCAAGACCUGCCCUGAUGGCCACUGUGAUGUCGUGGAGAACCAGGACCCCCAUAUCUGCCCCCAGGACUGCCUGCGGGGCAGCAUCGUUGGGGGUCACGAGCCUGGGGAACGCCGGGGGAUUAGAGCUGGACAUGGCACCUGUAGCUGCUUUCCAGAGGAGAAGAAGUGCUUCUGCGAGCCUGAGGAUAGCCAGGCCCCACUGUGUGAUGACCUGUGCCGCACGGUGAUCGCGGCGGCUGUGCUCUUCUCCUUUAUCAUCUCGGUGCUUCUGUCCACCUUCUGCGUCCACCGCUACCACAAGCAUGCGCACAAGCCACCCAUUGCAUCUGCGGAGAUGACCUUCUGCCGUCCUGCCCAGGCCUUCCCAAUCAGCUACUCCACAGCAGGGGCCCGCCGGCCCUCAUUGGACUCCAUGGAGAACCAGGUCUCUGUGGACACCGUCAAGAUCCAGGAGGACCCAAAGUGGGAAUUCCCUCGCAAGGACCUGGUUCUCGGGAAGACCCUGGGAGAGGGCGAAUUUGGGAAGGUGGUGAAGGCCACGGCCUUCCGCUUAAAGGGCAGAGCUGGCUAUACCACAGUGGCUGUGAAGAUGCUGAAAGAGAAUGCAUCCCAGAGUGAGCUGAGGGACCUGAUGUCUGAGUUCAACCUCUUGAAGCAGGUCAACCACCCACACGUCAUCAGGCUGUAUGGGGCCUGCAGCCAGGACGGGCCACUCCUCCUCAUCGUGGAGUACGCCAAGUACGGGUCCCUGCGGGGUUUCCUCCGAGAUAGCCGCAAAGUGGGACCCAGCUACGUGGGCAGUGGAGGUAGCCGCAACUCUGGCACACUGGACCACCCUGACGAGCGGGCACUGACCAUGGGCGACCUCAUCUCCUUCGCCUGGCAGAUCUCCAGGGGCAUGCAGUACCUGGCUGAGAUGAAGCUUGUUCACCGGGACUUGGCAGCCAGGAACAUCCUGGUGGCCGAGGGGCGGAAGAUGAAGAUCUCAGACUUCGGGCUGUCCCGAGACGUGUACGAAGAGGACUCCUAUGUGAAGAGAAGCAAGGGCCGGAUUCCUGUCAAGUGGAUGGCAAUUGAGUCCCUGUUCGACCAUAUCUACACCACCCAGAGUGACGUGUGGUCCUUCGGGGUCCUACUGUGGGAGAUUGUGACCUUGGGGGGCAACCCAUACCCCGGCAUUCCUCCUGAGCGGCUCUUCAACCUCCUGAAGACAGGCCACCGCAUGGACAGGCCGGACAACUGCAGUGAGGAGAUGUACCAUCUCAUGCUGCAGUGCUGGAAGCAGGAACCAGACAAGCGACCCGUGUUUGCCGAUAUCAGCAAAGACCUGGAGAAGAUGAUGGUCAAGAGCAGAGACUACCUGGACCUUGCAGCAUCCACCCCGUCGGACUCACUGCUGUACGAUGACGGUCUCUCAGAGGAGGAGACGCCACUGGUGGACUGCAGCAGCACCCCCCUCCCUCGCACCCUCCCCUCCACAUGGAUUGAAAACAAACUCUAUGGCAUGUCAGACCCGAGCUGGCCUGGAGAGAGUCCUGUACCACUCCCGAGAGCCGAUGACACUAACACUGGGUUUCCAAGAUAUGCAAAUGAUAGUAUAUAUGCUAACUGGAUGGUUUCACCCGCAGCGGCAAAGUUAACGGACACAUUUGAUAGUUAACAUUUCUGUGUGCAUGGUCAUGGACUCACAAGGGGAAGAACAUGCCGAGAAUGGACAGUCCACCGGCUCCUCCUGUGCCCGUCACCCUCGCCAGGCCAAGCCCAAGUGGCAGACUCUUUCCUGGUAGUUCGUUGUAACUGGUUUCUCUCCUGAUGACCGGUGAUGUCCCUCCUGGCAGAUGUGGCUGCCAUGUGAGUGCUGUUAAAUCCUAGCGCUAAGUUGUCCUUCCCCUUUUACACCAGGCAGCCCCUUAGUCUGUGUCCACCAAUGACCACCACCACUUGAUCCCGGCCCCAUGUAGGCCUGCCACUCGCUUGUGUGAGAAAUUGUUCCUGAACUGUCUGAUUUUCCUGGUUGCCACUGAAACAGUGCAACAAGGUCAAACCAUGAAGCACACACACACACACACACACACACACACACACACACACACACACACAUACACAGUAGGAAACCCUGGCCAGAGUAACCUGGUCUGACUCAGAAGGAGGCUCUAAGGCCUGGAUGGUGAAAGCAACCACCCCCCAACAACCCAAGGACUAGAGGGAAUGGGGGACCAGGACAGGCCUCGGCUCCAAAUAUGAGAUCCUAUAAAUGGUUUUUUAAAUCACAUAGCCUUUUCUUAGGAAGACACUUAGUUUCACCAUUAUUAAAGUGAUUUUUUAGAUUUAGCACAAUGGGGAUCUGAUGCUGCCAUUGCUGUGUGCCUGUCAGCUUCUAGAAGGGGCUCAAAGAUAGGUCCAGGCCUCCCAUGGCAAUGUAGGGUGACCACGACCCUGCCACCACAGCACAGAACACUGUGGCCUCUGGUGCUCCAUCACCCCCACUGCCACCCGGCUGUGUGCCCUCUGUGGAGAGCAACGGAGCAGGUGGGGCUGUGCUUGUGUCAGUGCGUCCCCAGUGCUCCCUCCUGAAGGGACAGACCCGCUAGUUGUAUUAGAAGUAACACAGACCACUGAGCCGGACUGCAGCUCUUGUUCUGCCAUGGGAAGACACCAUAUGGCUCUCAAAGAGCUUGUGCCUGGCUCUUUCCACUCGCAGGCAGCAAGGCAUUUUGGUUUCUUCAAUUCUCACCAUGACACACAUGUAAACUUCGUUUCACUAUACCCUGGUAUGGUCACACUCUGCACCCCUGCAGCUGUGGGGGUGGCUGUGGGAGUCCAGGCCUGUGGUGUCUCAGGAAGGGGCUGCACCACCAGAACACUGCCUGAUCUUCAGACAUCAGCACUGUGAGAGGACUUUGAGUGGUCUCUGUAAAUGCUACACUUCGUGGGCACUUCACAAAGUAGAGAAUGUUGGCAUUUGUGUGGCAGAAGGACCUGGAUGCUUAUGUGACAGCCCUGUGGAGGGUGUGCAUAUAGGCAUACACACAUCCAGAGAGAGCCAAAACAUACCCACAGGGAUGUGUAACAUAGCCUUAGUUUGGGCCAUUUUCCAGAUAUACUGUGAUAGGUUCUACAAAUACUAGUCAUGGUUCUACAAAUACUAGUUGUGACUACAAAUGUAGUCAUGGUAAGCUGGUUUUCAGAUGAGCUUCGUGAUACUCUUAUUAAAUGCAGAACUAAGGGUAAACUCAAGUUAUUAAAAUGCUCACCUAGUGUGAAUUGCUAUAAUUGGUUUGUUCUCAUGGGACGAGACCUCUGGGUCUAAAUGCUCGCCCAGGGAUGGGGGAAGUAAUCUUGCCUAGUAACCCAGCCAUCUGAGUUACAAAAGUACCCAUGCCCAUUAGUCCUGUCAGACAAUUUUCAUAUGCAUAUGUGCAGAUGUUGCUAAGUAUUGUUACCAAGUAUUAAAUAGCAAUCUGUCAGCUACUAAAAUGUGUGAAAUCCAUUUAAGAAAGGUUAUUAAGCCACACCAUGUUAAUUUGUUUUUGUAGUCAAGGUGACUGAGGAAAUAAUUUCAG